AAGUUUAACUUCUAAAAACAUGUGUGCCUUUGACCCGAAUAGGUUGGGCUACAAAACAGCGGGUCCGAUCCGACUAAUUUGACUAGGAGCUAAAACCCUAAACCCUAAUAACCUUGUCUCCGGGAUCUUACCCAAAACUCUCCUCUUUGCUUGGCUCCUACUAAUUUCUACAGUUCUACAUUCUACAAUGGCUUCAAGGUGUAGCAGAAUUAUUAAUAGAGCUUCAAUUUCUUCUAUCAGAUCCGCCAUUAAACCCAAUUCCCAAUCAGCUUCUUCUUCACAGUCGUUUCCCAGUUUCUCUGCCUCAACCAGAUCUAAAUCGUCCCCUCUCCGUCGUUUCUCUUUUUCAAGGAUUCCGUCGGAACUGGGAGGGUUGCAGUCAAUGUUGCCGCUACACAACGCAGUUGCUACGGCGAGGAUGACGUCAUGCCUGAGCUCAACAUCGAGGAGUUCCAGAGCUCUUUCACAGG
Molecule: messenger RNA, 470 nt
Organism: Nicotiana tabacum (common tobacco)
Lineage: Eukaryota; Viridiplantae; Streptophyta; Magnoliopsida; Solanales; Solanaceae
Source: RefSeq, a predicted model, not a curated record